Molecule: messenger RNA, 1500 nt
Organism: Eutrema salsugineum
Lineage: Eukaryota; Viridiplantae; Streptophyta; Magnoliopsida; Brassicales; Brassicaceae
Product: cytoplasmic tRNA 2-thiolation protein 1
Exons: 10
Coding region: 303-1373 (356 amino acids)
Biological process (GO): tRNA wobble position uridine thiolation
Cellular component (GO): mitochondrion; cytosolic tRNA wobble base thiouridylase complex
Molecular function (GO): tRNA binding
Source: RefSeq, a predicted model, not a curated record
UGAGAUCCCAUCAAAUGGUAUAAGCUGCUAGUUAACUUACGAAUCAUGGUGAUCUUAAACGGUGUGCGGACAAGCAGACCGACACUGCCGGACACGGGUUAGCUGCUACAUACUUCUAAAGUCUUGUAAUUGGGUUUUGAUAAUGAGUCAAAACCCAAUAGGCCAUAUUACUCACUAAGGAAUCAGGCAAAAAUCAAAUAAAGGAAAAACGCCGUCGUUCUGGGCAUAUGUCUCCGAGCUAGGUUGUUUCGAGGAGCAAAUCACCGCCGACUAGUAAAUCCGGAGAAUCACUCACCGGUAAGAUGGAGGCAGGUGAAGCGAAAAGCAAGAAAGCAGGAGGGCCUCGUCUCUGCUGCAUCUGUAACCAGAGACGACCCGUCCUCAAGCGACCUAAAACCCUUCAACAGAUAUGCAGAGAGUGCUUUUAUGAGGUUUUCGAGGAGGAGAUUCACCAAGUCAUUGUCGUGAACCGGUUAUUCAAGUCCGGUGAGCGUGUUGCUAUUGGUGCCUCUGGUGGAAAAGAUUCGACGGUGCUGGCAUAUGUAUUAUCAGAGCUAAACAGACGUCAUAGUUACGGGCUAGACCUUUUUCUUUUGUCCAUUGAUGAAGGGAUAACUGGUUAUCGUGAUGAUUCUCUUGAGACCGUUAAAAGGAACGAACUCCAAUAUGGAUUGCCUCUUCAGAUUCUUUCUUACAAAGAUCUGUAUGGAUGGACAAUGGACGAGAUUGUGAAGAUGAUUGGUCUGAAGAACAAUUGCACCUUUUGUGGUGUAUUCCGUCGACAGGCACUUGAUCGAGGAGCUGCAUUAUUGAAAGUGGAUAAGCUUGUCACUGGACAUAACGCAGAUGAUAUAGCGGAAACAGUUCUCUUAAACAUUCUGCGAGGGGAUAUUGCUAGAUUGAGUCGGUGCACAUCAAUCACUACAGGAGAAGAUGGUCCGAUUCCAAGAUGUAAACCUUUCAAAUAUACAUAUGAGAAGGAGAUUGUCAUGUAUGCUUAUUUCAAGAAGCUGGAUUACUUCUCCACCGAAUGCAUAUACUCUCCUAAUGCUUAUCGUGGGUUCGCACGUGAGUUCAUCAAAGACUUGGAGAGACUAAGGCCAAGGGCUAUUCUGGAUAUCAUCAAAUCCGGUGAAGACUUCAGAAUUGCGACAACCACAAAAAUGCCUGAGCAAGGGACAUGUGAGCGAUGCGGGUAUAUUUCUAGCCAGAAAUGGUGCAAAGCUUGUGUUUUGUUGGAAGGAUUGAACCGUGGUUUGCCUAAGAUGGGCAUUGGAAGAGCUCGAGGAGGCAUAAAUGGUGAUCAUACGAGGGAAACAAAGGCUGGAUCUAAAUCUAUUGAGACCAAACAAUGUGGAUCUCUGGAUUUCUAGAUUAAGAAGACGAAUAUGCUGUAACAACGCAGAAAACUGUUUCUGUAUAGAAACUGUUCAAAACCCAUUGUUGUACACCGUAUUCUCUUGGAGGAUUUGGUUUGCCUUGUAAUAAAUACUUUGCUAA